Acaulospora colombiana is the source of this 353-nucleotide messenger RNA. Lineage: Eukaryota; Fungi; Glomeromycota; Glomeromycetes; Diversisporales; Acaulosporaceae. The record is from the annotation of a GenBank genome assembly.
AUGAGCUUAGCUGGGCUCACUUUCUGGCCUCCAGACCAGACGUACUUGAUCUCCUGCAAAGGAGGUUGGGUGCGAUUGGCAAGUGGCGCAAAGCGAAGGGAAAAAAAAAAGGCCACUAACAUCGCCAACACAGUUAUCCCUCCUCCUCUGCAACCGAAAAGAGAGUUGAAGCCAGAUGAGAUCAGGGUGGUUCAGGCGCGUGAUGACAAGUCCCGAGACUCGAACAGGCGCAUCCCUUGUGGCUGCCCAAUAACAUAUUUCCUGAACAGGGAAGUCUUAAGGGAAGAGGAGGAAGAUCAAAUUCGUAGUUGCGGGGAAUCUGACAAUUUCCGAGUUUUGGGAGAGGACAAGUU